This is a messenger RNA of Epinephelus fuscoguttatus (brown-marbled grouper), 7218 nucleotides long. RefSeq names its product zinc finger protein 644b (gene znf644b). The record is from RefSeq and is a predicted model, not a curated record. Bases 256 to 3873 code for a protein of 1205 amino acids. Gene Ontology annotation, cellular component: nucleus. NCBI's taxonomy places the organism in Eukaryota, Metazoa, Chordata, Actinopteri, Perciformes, Serranidae. The transcript is spliced from 7 exons. Gene Ontology annotation, biological process: regulation of transcription by RNA polymerase II. Gene Ontology annotation, molecular function: DNA-binding transcription factor activity, RNA polymerase II-specific; RNA polymerase II cis-regulatory region sequence-specific DNA binding.
CAAAGUGGACAGAAAGGGUCGGUGUGCAGUUUGGGUGACGCUCAUCUCUCUACCUCCGCCGUGAACAUCCCUCUCCUCUGGACCAGAGUGCAACCUGCGUGAUUUUAAAGCAAAAUGGCGACAGUCUAAAAUAGAGGGUGAAGACGAGAAACGGUGUCAAGUGCAAAGACAAAGUUGAGGACAUGAGUCGUCGUCCUGAGGUAUGUUUCCUGAGAGCCAUGCGGUGGAAUCAGUGCUUCAUCAUCGACUGAAAGUAUGUCUGAUCUGAAGCCAAAUGCACAAGAGGACAAAGACGUGGAAUCGGUGUCUGACAGCCCAGGUCGUACUCAGGAGCCAUUACAGAGUCACACAUUCUCCCUGAAGAACAAUGCUGCAGGUCUGUCCUCAGAUGAACACGAAAACCCUUUAAAUGGAACCCAGCCGAAUCCAUUUGUAUACAGCAGUGUCCCUGCUGUUCCCCAUGCAGGCAAUUCAUUGCCUUCAGGAGCACUUGUUAAUGGACCUGGUUCACACCCCACCUCAGAGGUACACUGUGUCCUGAACAAAGGCACUGUUUUAUCCAACAAUGUCCUGGAUGCCGCGUGGCAAGCGGAGAAGGACACGAGCCCCGAGGUGUUACCACCACCUAGUGAGCUUCAAUCAGACGCUUGGAAGAACACAGCGGGGCUCGCCGUAAAAACACUGGCCACACAGCCAGGUGUCAACACGCCACUGUCUCACUCGGAGGAGAAUGAGUCCAAACUGGCCUAUUCCACACUGUCAGGUGCAGACAGUGCAGAGCAAAUGCACAUUAGCCAACCUUUGACAAAACAGACAAUGAAAACAAGAUCUCGACGGGACGUAGAAUGGUCAGAAAGCUCCUCGGAUGAUUAUGACGAUGCUGAAGUAAUCAGAUGGGAUUCAGCAAGAGAGUGCUCCUUGCACGAUGACAGAAGGCUGGAGACCAAAGUGAUGCACAAAAGAGACAGGAAGCACAAUACACAUGUAAAGAGCAUGUCAGGCUCUCUAGAAAAGGUUAACAUGAAUCACACGUACAGACGUUCCUGUCUCUGCAGUGGUGAUGAUGAAAAUGUUGACAUUGUCAACAAAGAAGAUUCUUUAGGUACCCGAUCUAAUAUUAAAUAUUCUGCUGUGCCACUCAAAGUUCUUUCUAGGAACAGAGCUUCAGACUCGGAGCACCAUAUUUAUAGCACAGCACGGGAAGGCUGUAAUGAGGAAAAUGACCCUGAAGAUGAAGACAAUUUUAGUUCAAAAGUGGAACAGUUGAAGAUGGAACAAGUUGAACAAGAUCCACUUUUCUUUUCAUGCACAAUAUGCAAUGUUAAUUUCAAGGAAAAAAGACAUUUCCAUAGACAUAUGAUGUAUCAUUUAGGCAAGCAUAAUCAGGUGAACAGUGAGAAUGUCUCACAGCCCUUUAUAUGCAGGGAGUGUGGGCGUUUGUUCUGUGAUAGCAACUCCCUCAUGAGGCACAUCGUUAUUCACCAAGACAGGCUGGAAAAACUUAUGGAGGAAAUCAAAGGUCUCAAGAACACUGAACUGGAAGACAGGGGCACCGCAGUGCAGUGCCCUAAAAUCUCUGUCCAGCAUGCCAAAACUCAUGAUAAUCUGAAGCACUACUACUUCUGUGAGGAGUGUAACUACAUUACACUGACACAGCAGGCACUGGAAGCACACCUACAUGUCGCACAUCUCAAUACACACCAGCCUCAAUACAGGAAAAUGUCUCUUACUAAUGAUGCAGAGGAAGUGGACCGUGUUCAGUUUCAGCGUAAAAUGGGGUUCUUUACUAACAGAGACAAAGUAGUCAUUAAAAGACAUUAUGAGACGAAGCAGCCGCGAUGGUACAGUGGUGAUUGCAAAAAGGUUGCUAAACCAAAUCUGUUUAAGUCGACUCUUGGAGAGACAAUCCAUUUCCCCCAGUGUUCCAGGAAAAAAGAGGGCAUUCACAUUCAAAAGUUUAAAACUGUAGAUUCUCCUCAGUUUAAGUACCGUGUUGGCUGCACCAAAAGCAUGCUGUCACCGUCUUUGUGGAGGGUCGACAGGCAUGGAAAAUUACUCCUGCAACCAGCAGAAAAAUUAAACGUGGCAAGUGAUCUCACCUGUGUGGAGGAGGACGCUGAAAACAAUGACUGCAAGGCUUUUGGCAGCUCAAAGCAGGCAAACUGUCCUGCUACCACUGAUAUUUUACUAUCAGCCAGAAAUCUUAAAUUAGAGCAGAUGUUCUGUCAGGGUAGCGAGAACGACCCGGCAAGUGGGAGUUUACAAGCGCAAGCGAACCAAAAUUCUCUGUCAAUGAGAAAAAUGUCAACACCCUUGCAUAACACUAUUGACAAUACGAAUGGUAAUAUAUCAGCAAGGAUUAGCCAGAGGCUCAAGAAACAGUCUGCAGAUGAGGAGUUAGAGAAAGGCUGCGAGGGCAGCAAUAACUUCAGUGACGCCAGUGAAGCUACAGGCAGCUUCUUGGAAAGUGAGAAUGUAAGGAACCCGUACGCUCGGAGGUAUUUCAGAAAGAGGCAAAGCUUUUCAGCCAAAGACCAAAGCCUUCAUGCAUUCAAGGAUGACGAUGAUGCAGAUGAAGACUGCAGUGACAUAGAGCAACUCAUAAUCAAGGAGGAGUAUAUUGAAACUACAGUGUGUGAUGAUUCUCCAGAGCCGCCUCGUGUGUCUACAAGCGACAGCUUUGAUGUUUCCCCUUCGUCAGGGGUAGAACACAAGCCCUGUCCAUACUGCCCUGCCAUGUUUGAGUCCGGAGUGGGUCUGUCCAAUCACGUGCGAGGGCACCUUCACCGAGUCGGCUUGAGCUACAAUGCUCGGCACAUGGUUACGCCAGAACAAGUGGCACUGCGGGACCAUCAGCCACGAAUCCGCAGAAGGAUCACCUGUGGCACGAGAAAAAUUAAAAAAGCUGUGAAGCCAGAAACCCAAGGAGAGCACACAUGCCCCCUGUGCUGGGGUUGGUUUGAUACUAAGACUGGCCUCUCCAACCAUGUGAGGGGACACCUGAAACGAAUCGGUAGAAGUGUUACCAGCACCAGUAAGUCCCCGCUGUGCAUCCUUAAUGAACUGCUACAGGACAAAAAGGAAUAUCAGAACAUCCUCCAGGUCCUCAACAAGAGCCAGGUCCCCUCGCGACCUUUUGUGUCCCAGAACCUAAUCAGCAGUGAUGGCCUGCUCUUGAUGCGCAUGGGCAUCCCAGUGAAAAUCCAAUAUGAGAUGAGGAGUCCACGUCCCAUAUUGGACGACUUUGUACCAAAACAGGAGGCAGAGGCCUUCUCAGAAAGGAAGAAGCCUCAGGCAGAAGCACAAAGAGGCACUAAGGCCUCCACUAGCACUUUAGUUGAACUCCUCAAGAUGAGACAGAAUAGUUUGGAGCUCACGGCGAGGAACAACCAGGACGCCUAUGCAAGCAGCAAGCUCUGUGAUUUGACCAAAGAUUACAUGGAGGAGACACAGAUGACCAGCGUGGAACCAAACUGGACUCAUGGGGAAAGUGAUUCGAACAAGAUUUGUAUUCAGUGUAACGGCACCUUCCCCGGGCUUCCUGGUCACCUCAGAGCCUAUGCACACAGGAAGAGGAUCGCUGUUUUCGAAGAACCAGGCUAUGAUUAUAAACAGAAGAAGCCAAGACCAAGGCCUGGGCUAAAAAAGAAGAUUUUACCCUCCUUGAAUGCUGAGAUAUACACACUCACCUGCAGAUUCUGUGACCUCGUCUUCCAGGGUCCCUUGUCUAUCCAGGAGGAUUGGAUCAAGCAUUUACAGAGGCAUCUUCUGCACACCAGCGUGCCCCACUCAGGGACAGGGAUGGUUGAGGUUUUGGGUCUUCAUCACAAAAUACAAAUGAGUUUGUCUGGUGAUCACCCAGAUCUUGAGUAGAGUUUUAGCCGUCGCAAACUUCCAGUUGCCUGAAUUUGCACAUUGUUUAUAUGUAUAACCAACACAUUGUUUUAGAUUAGUCCUGCAACUGUUUAUAGAAAUAUAUAAUAUUUAACCAUGACUAUUUAAAGAAUAUAUUAAUAAUAUUGGUAUAUAAGCAAAAUCUUUGUAUAGGAUAUUUUAAUGCUUUGCCUUAUCAACUUGGCUAAUGCAACUUAUAGGAUGUAUCUUCAUUGACCGUUGUGUAAAUUAGAUACAGCGGUGGCAGUGUGAAGCUGGUCUGGCAGUACAGAACUGCCAUUGUUGGGAAAACAUUAUUCUUUUAUGUUUGUCAUGAUAAAGAAAAGUGCCUUGUUAUAAAGCAUUUUGUUAAAAUAAGAAAACCAUUUCAUCAUGAAAUGAAAAAAAAUAUACAAAUAUCUUUUUACAUCAUAAACAGAAACUUUCUCAUUAUAAAAAGAAAUAGUUCUCAAAAUCUUUCUCUCUUUUUAUGAGAAACUUUUUGUCACAGUAAGAAAAAAGUUAAAAGGAGCGUCGCCACUCUUGUAUUGGCAAAACACACGAGCCUGAGCAUUUCAAUUAAGUUCAUGUCUCCCUUUGUUUUAGAGACGACAUAAAAUAAAAUAGUGCUCUUGUUAAGCAGUGUACUCAGGGCUGUCAUUAGUUUGUGGAUGCUUUGUAGGAUUUCACCUCUCUGUGCCUGCAUCAGAGAGAGCAUCUCUCUUAAUCAAAGUGAAGAUGUUGCGUUAUGUUGGGACAGCUUGUUCUGUCAUUGUUCUUCUGCUUAACCUUCAACCAUCAGUGCAGGUUCUGAAAUGCGGCUCUCACAUCUUUUUAUAAUGAGAAACCUCUCUGGUUAUAACAAGAAACAUCUGCAGUUAUAACGACAUAUUGUUAGGAUUGUUUUUUCCUCAUUGUGGCAGCUCUGAAUUUCUGAAGGGUUGGACCCUGAAAUGGGUCACUUUUGGUUCUCACAUGAGUAAUAAUGCAUCAAGUACAGAGAUUCCUGGGACUAAACGCAUGUCCGCAACCUGUUCUCCAAAUGUAUCCCAAUUAGUAAACUUAUUGCUUAUUUUGCAGGGCAGCAGAGACAGAUUCCCCCAUUUGCCAGAAAAAAUGUUUGCAUUGCACUUUAAUGCAAACCAUGGAUAUGUUUUAUCUGUACAUUAUUAUGUAGCGGAUAUGUUAAAAUUUAAUAUUUCAGCAAUGCUGUGGUUAAGGUGGUUAGGGUUAGACACAAAAAUCACUUGGUUAUGGUUAGGAAAAGAUCACUUGUUGUCUUGAAGUACUAGUUUUGGGGGCAUAAUACCAAGAACAGAAGCCAAUACAUUCUCACUCUGAUCUCGUCACAUAUCGCCAUUUGAUCAUGGACUUUCCAUGUCGAUGAAAGUCGGUGAUUGUUGGACCCAUCCACCGCCCCUCCCACCCGCUCUACUUGGACUUUACCCCCCAUAACUUAAGUUGUUGUACGGCGUCGACACAUAUCACACCAAUGUGAAAGGACAGCUAUUUUCCUCGGUGUCUGACACGGAAGUAACUGUCUAAGCGCCGAUAUUAGGCGACUUCGGAAUAUGACCAGGAUGGAUAGGCAGCAAUGUCUUGGAAAAACAACCACUUUUCGUGGCACAAUCCUCGGUGGAAAAACAGCGAGGAGUUUGGUGGCUAUAAACAAAAAAAAAAAAGAGUAAUGAGUAAUUGUCCAAAUAUUCUCACUCCCAACUUGUCACCUAUUGCCGCUUUUUCAGUGGACUUUUGACGUCUACAUAUGACGUGCAGGGUAUCCUGGGCAUGUCUGUUUACACUUUACGCCUGUUACACACAUUGUAUCUUUUCAGAAUUCACUUCCGUAUUCACAGGAAAACAACAUGGUUUGGCUCAACAUUCAUACAGGAAGCGAAGAGUGGGCUCCAGGGUGAAAGUCCAGGGUUUGUUUGACCCAUCCAUCGCCCCUUCCACCCGCCCUAUAGGGUGUUCCCAGCUGUUUAAGUUACAUUAUUUUCCACUCUGGUCUGCUGGUCUGUAGCUUGGCAGGCAUCUGGGUGAGGUGACACGCCAUCCACUGUCCCCCCACCCAACUCAUAUACUACGUCACUUAAGACACGUUGAUAUGAUACGUAUGAAACAUACAAAUGUAACACAUCUGUAGUUUGCAGAAACAUACACCAACAUUUCCUUCCUUCAAAAGGCUCAACUCACACUUCACAGUUUAAAUUUUUGUUUGAAGUUCAGAAUCGCAUCCAUAUUGAAUGAAUAUGAAAGUAUAUUUUUAUGUCAGUAAUGCCUGUCACAUGAUAGUUUAUCAUAUUGUAUUAAAAGCCAGCAACUGCAAUGCAAGAUAAAAAAGAUUUGGCUAAAUCAAACAAAUAUUAAGCUUUAAUGACCAAAUUUAAUUUUAUGGAAUUAUUUAAGUAUUUUCUCUUUAAAUAAUUAACUUUUUAAAAAUAUAGACAUGUACUGUAGGGCUCCCUUAUAUACCAGUUGUUAAUAUCCAUUUCUAUAAAAUAAACCUCACAUACUCAGGCUUGAUAGUUUUUAGACUUAGUGUUGGGCGGAUUCAAUACAAUUUUUUUCAGAUAAAUGUUGGUAUAGAAAUCAGCAGCGUUGAUAAUAAACUUGCAUGAUACGAAAUUGUCACGAAUUUUAAAUAAAUUAUAUACUAAAGCAUUUAUUGGUGAUGCUGUGUUAAGUUACAUAAACAAUGGGAUGUAGAUAUUGGCAAACAGAGCAUGGCACCUUCACUCUGCAGCACAGUCCUGUGAGUCGAGAUAAUUUACAGCAGUUUUGGUGGAGUGGACAAAAGGUUUGACUCCAGUGGUUAAUUGAGGACACUGUCUGAGAUUUAUAGAACAAAAGACUCAAUUUGCAGGAGAAUAGUGAGCCAAAAUGUCUUUGGAUAUUCAAGGUUAGGUGAAAGAGUAUUACAAUGAAUUAAUAAUUAGGGAUGGCCAUGCUGAAUUUCUGACCAUCCAAUUUUUAUAGGGUUUUUGGAAUGUCUAAAUGGAGAGUCAACCAGAAACACAGGAAGGACAAAACGACGGUUUGACUCAAAACUCUUUGUAGGAACUGAACAGAAACAUCUACAGCUACUUCAAUGUAUGAUCUCAGUGUUUAUGCAUUCUAUGUUUAGGUUUUUUGUAUAUCUGUAUUAAUAAGAUAUAUAUAUAUAUUUGUGUCAAUAAAUGGUGUAAGCUUUGGUCACCCAUAGAUGGAACAGUACUGAGUCAACCUGAGUCUAAGCAUGGUAACACACACUGAAGCCAGGAUAACACACAAGUUUGGAGCACCAAAAGUAAAGUACCUUUGCUGCUCCAAAGUAUUGAAUUUUGAUUUAUGGAUACAUAUUGA